CAAAUACACUCUACUACAAUCAUCCCACGGGUUCAUAUGCACAGGGACUGUAUCCGCGGUCCCGGCAUCCGGGAAAAAAAAAAGAAAACUACCAAAAUGAUGCCCACCAUGCCGGUCGCUCAGGUCUUGGCCUGCAUCUACUGCGGCUCCCAACUCUGCUCAACCGCCUGUUACCCGACUCACAAGGACCAAUACACCUGCCACGUCUGGCGCUGCCCUGGACGGAACCCUGUAGCGCCUGUUCAGCUUCCGAGCGCUGCCACCAGCCACGCCGUCCAAGCCCACGGAAGCGGGACCAGCCGUCCAGCACCAAUCUACACAAACAUGCCGUCGACCACUUUGACGUACAACAACUACCUACCCACGAACCCUCAAUUCGAGGUCUCCCCACCCGCAAGGCAUAGUGUCGUCGCCGACACGUUUCGGGGUGGACCACACGAGCAUUCCCCUUACCAAGGCUCCAAAACUACAAGGAAUCCGAGGCCGCCCAGCGCCGUUAUUAACGACUCUCUGAACCCAUCGGGUCAGCAGACACAGGAACAAAGCAAUCAGACUUUUCGGGCUUCUCAACCUCCCCAAACAGAAAGGGCAGCUGGUCCUGAAACUAGCACUAGCGGCGAUCCGUCUGUCACCAAUUGGACUCCAGACUUCCGCCGUGGUUUUGAAACGGGGAUCGCCAUGGGCACGGGCAUGGGUUUAAUGUUUGCUAUGGGUCUCCCGCUAGCGCGCCCACAAGAGACUCGCCAAGGUCGCCGAGGCGAGCGUGACAGCGCUGCCGGGAGCCACUCGAGCCACUCGCUGUGCAACAUUGCGAACGCCAUGAUCGAUACCCGUUCCGAUGACGCCAGCGACGACGCCCAAGGUCGUCCAGUGGAGAGGAGUGAGCUCCCCGCCAAAAGGCCGGACAAGGAGGAGGCCAGGGUUGACCGGAAGUUGAAUGUGAAUUGAUGAAACCAGGCGCGGUGAUUACCAAUUACUAACUUGAACCCAAUCGUGUCAGCGUACCGUGGCUAUGGAUUUGGGGUGCGG
Molecule: messenger RNA, 1029 nt
Organism: Neurospora hispaniola
Lineage: Eukaryota; Fungi; Ascomycota; Sordariomycetes; Sordariales; Sordariaceae
Exons: 2
Coding region: 37-948 (303 amino acids)
Source: RefSeq, a predicted model, not a curated record